This is a messenger RNA of Erigeron canadensis, 1686 nucleotides long. RefSeq names its product GRAS family protein RAD1-like. Gene Ontology annotation, molecular function: DNA-binding transcription factor activity; sequence-specific DNA binding. Gene Ontology annotation, cellular component: nucleus. The coding region runs from base 1 to 1686 and encodes 561 amino acids. NCBI's taxonomy places the organism in Eukaryota, Viridiplantae, Streptophyta, Magnoliopsida, Asterales, Asteraceae. Gene Ontology annotation, biological process: regulation of DNA-templated transcription. The transcript has a single exon. The record is from RefSeq and is a predicted model, not a curated record.
AUGGCUCCUAGUUUUUUCACAAAUCCUCUUAAUAGUGACCAGAGGUGGAAUCAUCUUAAAGUAGGUGUUGACGGAGUUGACCCAAGAUUCAAAACUGGUGGUACAAAGAGAAAAGCAGAGGGAUCCUUCCAUACAGGUAAUCCUACUUUCUCGAAAAGUUCAUUGUAUGUCCAUAAUGAAGAUGAUGUUGAUGCACAUUACAAUGCCAAUGGACCAGAUCUUGGUCAAAAGCUUUCAAUCUCUCCCUUAUAUCCCCAGUGUUAUUGGACUGGCUUGGACAAUCCUACCUCCCCUUGGCAGCUACUUAGCUUGUCCAACAAACCCUUUGGCCACAAAAAGAUAAAAAGAACGGUGAGCAUGCCUGAAACCAAUGUGGGAAAGAAUUUGUUAGAUGGAGUAAAGUUUCCCAUCCGUCGUAACAGCAGUACCAACAGCUUGCCCAAGCUCCAGUUUCGGGACCACAUCUGGACUUACACUCAAAGGUACCUUGCAGCUGAGGCCAUUGAAGACGCGAUGUUGGAAAACGGGAUGGCAGAACAUGAAGGAAAUAUGGAUGGCAUGCAUCUUGUUCAGCUAUUAAUUUCAUGUGCUGAAGCUGUUGCCUGUCGUGAUAAGGCACAUGCUUCGAAUUUAUUAGCCGAACUUCGAUCCAACGCGCUUGUUUUUGGUUCAUCUUUUCAGCGAGUGGCAUCAUGCUUUAUGCAGGGGCUCACAGACCGGCUAGCCUUGGUGCAACCACUUGGGGCGGUUGGGCUGGUUUCUCCAGCAACAAACCAAAAUGUCAUUGCAACAGAGAAAAAGGAAGAGGCUUUACGCCUGGUUUAUGAAGUUUGCCCCCACAUUCAGUUUGGUCACCUUGUUGCCAAUUUAACAAUAUUGGAAGCCUUUGAGGGAGAGAGUUUUGUUCAUGUUGUGGACCUUGGUAUGACCCUUGGUUUGCCACAUGGACACCAAUGGCGUGGACUUAUAGAUAGCCUGGCUAACCAUCCUAGUCAGUCUCUGUGCCGCCUGAGGAUCACUGCAGUUGGAUCCUGUGUUAACCAGUUCCACAUCAUCGGAAAUGAGCUGGAAGCCUAUGCCCAAGAAAUGGGCAUAAUUCUAGAGUUUUCAUAUGUGGAAUGUAGCUUGGAAACCCUUAAGCCAGAAGAUAUUAAAACAUAUGAAAACGAAAUCCUAGUUGUAAACAGCAUUCUCCAGCUUCAUUGUGUGGUGAAAGAGAGCCGGGGAGCUCUAAACUCGGUUCUAAAAAUAAUACAUGAACUGUCCCCAAAGGUUUUAGUCCUUGUUGAGCAGGAUUCUAGCCAUAAUGGACCAUUUUUCCUUGGAAGGUUUAUGGAAGCACUGUAUUAUUACUCAGCAAUUUUUGAUGCCCUUGAUGCAAUGCUACCUAAAUACGACACUAGACGAGCAAAAAUUGAACAGUUUUACUUUGCAGAAGAAAUCAAGAAUAUCGUCAGUUGUGAAGGUCCUAACAGGGUGGAAAGGCACGAAAGGGUGGACCAAUGGAGGAGAAGAAUGAGUCGGGCAGGGUUUCAGGCUGCACCAGUUAAGUUGAUGGCUCAAGCAAAGCAAUGGCUCACAAAGCUUGAAAUUUGUGAAGGAUACACUAUUGUGGAAGAAAAGGGUUCGUUGGUUCUUGGUUGGAAAUCAAAGCCCAUUGUCGCCGCUUCUUGCUGGAAAUGUUAA